This is a messenger RNA of Schistosoma haematobium, 5398 nucleotides long. RefSeq names its product Cytochrome c oxidase assembly factor 7, variant 2. Bases 2734 to 3237 code for a protein of 167 amino acids. The record is from RefSeq and is a predicted model, not a curated record. NCBI's taxonomy places the organism in Eukaryota, Metazoa, Platyhelminthes, Trematoda, Strigeidida, Schistosomatidae. The transcript has 2 exons. Gene Ontology annotation, molecular function: protein binding.
AAAUUAAUGGUUUUGGUAUUUAUUUCGUGCUUUUUUAUGUAGCAUAAGAUGACUUAUAUAUGAAAAAACUUGAUACUCAUGCAAUCCAACCAACCCACGGCAAGUGAAAUACGGAAUGACCGCCUCUAGUCAAGCCCUUCAAGGUCGUUGAAACGAAAGGCCGGGUACAUUUCAAAAGGACCUAACGUUUAAACCUUGCCGUGAGGUUUGUUUUGCGUUCGCCAGUUUAUUUUAAUGGUAUGGUAUUUUUCUGUCCCCAAGAUUUCAUCAGAUAAAAUUCUAUACACUUGUGGGAGGUUCGGUAGAAGAUGGGGCGGAGUUUCGCCCAGACCUUCUUUACUUGCAGCGCUUGCCUGAUAUUUUACGCAAUAUUUAGCUCAGUAUUUAUGCUCAUUGACCAUAUUAAAGGGUUUAGUAGGUCACUGAUUGUGUUGAAUGGUAUUGCAGUUUUAAUGUACGCUUAUGUUGUGAUCCCAAUUCAUAACUCUGGUUUUAAUUUAUAGUAAUCCUUGAAGAACAGUCGUCGCCAAUAAUUGCUAAUUAUUGUAUAUUUUUCUAUUGCUUAGAAAUGACUGAUUCCGGAAUUCUAAGCUUCAAGACGCCUGAGGAAAUGCAUGAAUACAUGAAAAAUAUCGGAUUGGGUUUUGAAUAUAGUUGUAUACGUGAAAACAAUCCCGUCAGUUGUCAUUCAUGGGCACUAUGGUUCAGUAAUUAUAAAAGGCUAGUUACCAACGGUGCAGACAUUCUCAAAGCAAACUGCUUCAAGCGUAAUUAUGGAGACAGUUGCUAUCAAUAUGGGUCAUUAAAAGUCGUUGGCGAUAAAGGCGUAUUGAGAGAUUCAUUUGAGGCUUUCCGUGCAUUCGAACAUGGUUGUAAGGCAGGGAAACAAGGGAAAUGUUGCCAAGUAUGUCAAAAGUUUUGUCUAUGAGUUUUAAAGCCAAAUAUUUAAUAUUUCUCUGUUUAAUAUGCAUUAUCAUUCAGAUGACAGAACACUGUCCUCAAAGACAAAGUUAUCUCGCUACAUUAUCCGACAACAAUGGGGCGGCAAUCUUGAGUUCUUAUUUCUUAGUUGUUAUGGAUUGUCAAGAUGUUUAUGUUUCAGUUUAUAGAUAGUCGUGAUCUUGUCGCUUGAGUUAUGAUUAAAUUUUUGAUGUGGUAACUGGUUUUGUCUUUCCCAGGAUUCGAGGCUUCCAAAUUCCUUAUGAUUUUUAUAUUACACUAAUAUGUUUUUUGAAUCGUGUCUUUGAUGUUUAAUCUCUCCCAUUUCCACUGAUACUAUUACUACUUGUACUAUGGGAUUUGGCCUUAUAAUUUCUUCUCUGUAUCAAUGGGUUGUAGUAGCUCGAACUGAUAUACAUAUGUGCCAGUUUCUACAUUGCGACUCUGACUACUACUUACUAAAUAUAUUUAUGCACGAGUCUUAUACCCUAGGCAAUCUUCCCUCUCGUUCAUUGUUAUUGAAUUCAUAGUCGGGAGCUAUUAGCUUAGUACGCAAACGUGGUUUUGGUUGUUGUGUACAGAACCAUUGCAUAUUUUUUAGUAUCACUAUAGCCGUUAAUGACAACCUUGCACUUAAUACCCCCCCUUUAUAUAAAUAUACAUACGGAUUUCGACUUAUCCAACGAGCACGGCAUUAGUCAUAUUUAGACUAUUUGUUAUUCAUCAGUCCCGAAUUCCUUUUCCUCGAUAAAAUAAACGGGAGUUAUAUAUUCUUUACUCCUUUAAUGAUUUUUGUAGUUCAGUAGCAGGAAAAAGUUCAUCACAAUAAACGUCUGACUGGCGUAUGUGAUCUUUGAUAGUUUUAAAUUUGACAGUUUGUUAAUGGCUCCAGGCUUAGUCACUUGACAUGAUAACUGCCUCUCUUAUUAUUGCAGAUGAAUUGUGGAUAGAUAUUUUAGUUUAUUUAAACACCAAUAUUGGUGCAAGGAAGCAUCGAAUAUAUAUACAACACACAAAUCAUUCGAUUUCUGUGAGGGUUGAGAAACUGCCUAGUUACUCAGACCGAUGCAGGUGGUUUCCUUGGGGAACCACCCCCUUGACCUUGAGGUCUAAUCAAUAAGGCAGUGAAGCAACGUCAGGAGAUGCAGUUCCAUGGCAGCCGAUGAUCAACAAAAGGUUUAUACGCCACUUGUUUCCUCAGGAUCCUGGAGCCCAUGUUCACCACUGGUUUGGAAUCAGGAUGUUCCGACUCCUAGGUGGGUCCUCUGUAUCCACCAACCCGGUUAAAGCGCUGGACAUUCGCUUUUCGUCCUUAGUUUCGUAAACCACGUCCCCGUCUCAAGAAGGCAUUAAGACUUCCCUGGCAGUGGCUGUAUGCAUGUGGCUAUGUGAGAGCAUUUCGAGAGGGAGAGUGAACUCUCCUCAGGCAAACUAAACAAGGCGAAAUGAUGUGCAAUCGAGAAGGUGAGUGAGCUAACUUGAUUUAAUCAAGCGUGACUCAAUAUUUAUAGUCAGGCCAAAAAUAAGUUACAGACACGUAAUGAAUAGGAUAAAAAAUUAACACACAUACGUUCAUAUGAAAAUAAUUAGGGUUAAUGAGGGAAUAGGUGAUAAAGUUGAAAUCUAGCUUGAAAAGAAUGAAUAAAUUGAUCUGUCCAUAAGUUAAAAUAACCAAUGUAGGCUUGGCGUAGUAUUAGCUACUACAAUAUUGGUAAAAGCAUCUAUCUGAGCUGCAAAUCUUUUCCAGCAUUUUUCUAAACAAACAUUUUAUUAUUUUUACUCCAUCAGUCUUUAAUGGUUCCCGUAGUUUUGAUAAAUUCACUUCCUGUAACACAAAUUUCUGCCUUCUAUGCACUUUUUAUGACACAGGCUGCUGGACGUCUAGUUGCUGAUGGUAUAGCUAGCCAUGCACCAAAUUUAUCUGUUGCAAUGUCACUAUUCGAAUUAGGUUGCCAAAAUAGAGUGCCAGAGAGUUGUUUUCAUCUUGGUGGUGCAGCAAUGGUAUUAGCUAAAGAAAAUGACAAAUCAACUAAUUCAGAAAAAUCUCCUAAUCCUACUGGUAGUAACGAUAGUAGUCGUCUACGUGUUGAAGCAUUCAAAGCAUGGAUGGAAGGUUGUAAAUUGGGCCAUGAAUUCUGUUGUCGUAAUAUUGCAAAAAUGUACUCCAAUGGUGAUGGUGUUGAGAUGGAUGAAUUGAAAGCAAAAGAUUUCCUAUUAAAAGCUGACCAAUUGGCGACACAUAACAACGUGACACAUACUUCUACUACUAAUACUGCUGUGAAUAAAACCGGUACAUGAUCAUUUGUAUAAUAAUAAUCAUAAUCAUUUUUGUACUUAUCUCCCUCACCCUCACUAAAACAAUUAGAAUAAAUUUUAGAUUAAUUGACUGCUUUUUUCCAUUUUAUACUUGGUUAGAUGACGAGAUUUUUUAUUUUAAAAGUCAAUUGAAUUACCACACUUUCAGUGGGAUAGGGAAUAGCUUUUCUCUUAGUUAUUCUAGAUAUCUCGUUACAGGAGUGCUCAAUUAUAUAGAUCAUUGAGGUAUAAUCUAAUACUUAGCUUAUCUGUCGAAACUUGCAUUGGUCCUCAGAUAUUGAUUUGUGGUGACUACGAUUAUCGGUUUUAAUAAAUGUUGGACAAAGUUUUUAAGUUAUAGAUAAGACUGAUUAGCGAGCAUAUUUAAAUACAGGUUGUGGUGUGUGCCACUUAUAUUGACAUAAGUAGUAGAUGGUCGUAGUCGUGAACAGAAUGUCUGGCAGCAGAGAGACAAGAGGAUCGAAUAGUAAAGAAUGGAAACAGAAUGCAAUUUGUAUGAAGAUGCAAGAACAAUGAAGUCUGAGUCAUUUUAAGACAAUUGGUGAACAUUUUGUAAAUUAAGCAUUUACUAUUUGAUUCUAUUAACAAGUCAUGUAAUUCUCUGUCAGGCACUUUCGUUUGUCCCCACCUGUGUUCUGUUCACUACAAGGUUAGUGAUGUGAUAAAUAAAGAGAGAGGAAGAAAAGACAUUAAUAUCUGAACAUAAUUUUAAUCUGUGAACUAGACGAUAUAACUUUUUACUUGUUGAUUAUGUAUUUCUACUUAAAACGCGUAAAAUCUGGCACGGCUGGACACUGAAAACAGUAUGCGUAACAUAAAACUCUUGUGGGCUGGGAUACUUCCUAGGCGUUCAAACCGAAAUAAUCUACUUCCUUAGAGAGCCACUCUCCGAGCCUUUGAUCUGGAGGUUUAAUCCUUAGGGCAUUUAAGCAAAAUUCCCCCAGCAUUCUGGAGCUCGUGUACACCAUGGAUCCUUCGUAUUUGUCAGCCCAGUGUGAAUCCCUGACGUUCGCUCUUCAUCCUCUUGAAAUCUCAAACAUCAUAUCCGCCGCAUUAGUAGGACUCCUUUAUCAAGGGCUAUAAACGCAUAGUUGUAUGACAGUACUUCGAGAGGGAAAGAUGGUUCUUUCCACCGUUGGCGGUAUCAGGUAUUUGUGCACCGUUAAUAAUGACUGCAAUUUGAAAACAACCAAGCUAGCAUUUCUUCGUUCAUGCAAUUCUAAUACAUGACAAUCAAUCCUGACCCCUUUGCUCCUAUAUAUAUCCAGUAGUCAAUCUCAAUUCUAAUGGCUUGAGUGUUUAAGUUAUAAUAUCUGUCCGUAAUUGUGCAAAUAAUUAGAUAAACUGAUUGCAUUCAAUCUACUUAUUAGAGCAACUGCAUUUUUUUACUAUUUGGAACAGUUAUUUUUAACUCUACUGUAUCCGUUAAGCAUCAAUUGUAUUUUAACAGUUCUUAUUUCAAUAAUGUCUACUAUUGUUAGCAGAAUAUAGAUUGGGCUAAAGCAUGUUCCGUGCAAGAUUAUGUUGGUGCACUCUGAUUGGCUAAUUGUUAUAGCCCAAAACCGCCCAGCCAAUUAAGUCCAGAACACCAAUCCGAGCCUCUGCGAUAUGAAUCAUUAUAUUUUAAACAUACUGAGUUUAUAUACCAACCAACCACAUCGUACCAUAAAAUAAGAAACAAAAUUUGUACAAGAUUUAGCCAAAUGUGGCUGUGAAUGUGGGAGGUAGUAAUUAAUAGACAGGGCAUAAUUCAAGAAUGGUAAAUCGUAUAAUAAUAGUUUAUGGGUCAGACUAAAGCUCAUGAUAAAAGAGACAUGAAUAUGAACAGUUUAGUCACUUAACAGUUAUACAAUAAAAAUAUGCACAUAGUACCGUUCCAUAAAUGGAUCCCGAAAGUUACCAUUCAUUAUGUUUAUCGGGACCUAACAUUACUUAUCCAAUCAGCGCUAGUGAGUACUUAGAGAAGACUCUAGAAUCUUCUCAUGUAAAAACUAUAAAUAUACUAACAUUUUUCUCAUUAUGCUUCCUACUUCCAUCUAACCUUGUUAUUUAGAAUAUAAUUUCGUUCGUGUUCAACAACCGUGUUCUGAUUUGGGUACUUGUCGAGUGAAAUAUUGUCCAAGAAUACUAAGCAAUAGGAAUA